AUGGCCGCCGAGAAGCCCGAUAAGAAGGAGAAGAAGGACAAGAAGAGAAGCGACGAGUCCGGCGUCUCAAAGUCCAAGAAGGAGAAGAAGGAUAAGAAGGACAAGAAGGAGAAGCUCGCCGCCGCCCUUGAGGAGAAGCUCCAGCAAGAUGCCCCCGUCGCUGCCGCUGCUGCUGCCAACAUGGACGAGGAUUCUGAUGCUGAAGAGGAGAAGGCCGCUGAGCUGCCUCUUGAGCGCGUUGUCGUUCCUUUCGCCCUCCCCGUGGCGGAUGAGAAGGGCAUGAAGAAGGUUUAUAAGACCAUCCGAAAGGCCGCCAAGAACAACACCCUGAAGCGCGGUGUCAAGGAGGUCGUCAAGACUCUCCGAAAGUCUCCCCCUUCCGCCCCCGGCAACACCUCUUUCCCCGGCGUUGUCAUCAUCGCCGGCGACAUCUCUCCCAUGGACGUCAUCUCUCACCUCCCCGUGCUGUGCGAGGACCACAAUGUGCCCUUCAUCUUCGUCACGUCGCGCGCCGAGCUCGGCGCUGCCGCCAAGACCAAGCGCCCUACAUCUGUGGUCAUGAUCAUGGAGAAGGCCGAGGGCAAGAAGUCAAAGGACAAGUCCGCUGACAAGGACGGCGAGGAUGAUGGUGAGGCGUUCGGCGAGAGCUACGCGUCCCUCGUCAAGUACGUGCAGAAAGAGUAUGGCAAGCAGGCUUUCUGGGUCAAGGGUGGAACCAAGUACUAGGGGGACAAGGUCCAUCGACGACGCGACAGUGCCGUCAUUGUAGGAAAGGUCCGAAGAUGAAGAGAGAGCCGGGAUCCCCAAAGAUCAAGAAAGAGAAAGGGUACCCUGGAGCGGAUGGUGUGGUGUGUUAGAACAAGUACAAGUCUGGAUGUAUUAUACCAGAACAUCUAGCCGGAGAACCAACGGCUGGAUGAGGGCUUUGGCGGCGUUCAGGUUUAGCUAUUGCAUUAAAAAUGGGACAUGAUUAUCAAGGGUCCUUGAAGUUGAAACAUGGCAG
Messenger RNA from Fusarium verticillioides 7600, 1003 nucleotides. RefSeq names its product H/ACA ribonucleoprotein complex subunit 2. Gene Ontology annotation, biological process: rRNA pseudouridine synthesis; ribosome biogenesis; snRNA pseudouridine synthesis. The record is from RefSeq and is a predicted model, not a curated record. The transcript has 2 exons. Gene Ontology annotation, cellular component: box H/ACA snoRNP complex. Lineage: Eukaryota; Fungi; Ascomycota; Sordariomycetes; Hypocreales; Nectriaceae. The coding region runs from base 1 to 726 and encodes 241 amino acids. Gene Ontology annotation, molecular function: box H/ACA snoRNA binding.